GGCGAACGGGGGCAGAGCCGGGAGAAGGGAACCCUCGGCUGCCAGAAGAACCCGUGGAGCCGCUCAGCCCUUUGUGUGUAUGGGCGGUGGUUCGAGGAAGCACCUUGGAGAGCGAUCAUUUCCCUCCGCAGCCUUCUUGAUAAAGCCACGGGGUUUAACUUCUGUGGGACCUCCCUAUCCGCGGGUUCAAUAUCCGCUGAUUCAUUCAGCCGCUGGUUGAAAAUAGAAAAUAACCCGACCCAUAAAAAAGCUAUUUAUAUGUAUUUCCAUGGUGCGUUUACCAAAACUGGCCACUCGAGGGAGCCAGAGACUAGGCAAAGUAGAGGUUUCGAGACUUCCGCGUUAAUCAGUAUCCGCGGGAAGGGGUGCUUGGAACCGAUUCCCCGUGGAUCUGGCGGUCUUACUGCAUCUCAUGAUGUGAAUUUACCUUUCUCUUAGAAUUGUACUAAAGGCUAAUUGGGUUCUUACUCCAGCCACAGUGUCUGGAUGAUUCUGGUUCAUUUGGGCAUUUAAAGGAUUUUGAACAGUUUUCUGAUUUUUUUUUAAACUAAGGAACUUUUGGGGAUGCUGCUUCUCAAGCUGUUCUCAUUCCACGGCAUCGAUCCGUAGUGCCUUGGUGGACGGAGGAGUGGAGCAAAGUGAUUCCUGAACGAAUUGGCCAGACCCACUUCUGACAGAAACCAUAUGGUUGUGUGUAGCUGACUGAAACCAAAAGAGAACUUGAUUAAUACUAUUUCCUUCCGAGAAGAAAUCCCGUUGUGUUAAAGUGCUUCAAGAGUGAGAAAUCCUGGCUGCCACGGAUCAGACAGAGGUGCCCUCUCCCUCCCUGGGGAUCCCAAUCUGUGUGAGAGAACCUCUCCCUGAAGCCGUUUCUGUAUGUAAAGACCUGGUAGCCUUUGAGGAGGUGGCUGUGCAUUUCUCCGAGGAGGAGUGGGCGCUGCUGGAUCCGGGCCAGAAGGCUCUGCACUGGGAAGUCAUGGUGGAGAAUUUUGCCCACGUGGUGUCUCUGGCUUCUGUUGUGAGAGAAGGCAGCUCUGAAGACGAACUGCUUCAAGAAUGCUUGGUCAUUGAGGAGGGGAAACCCCAGAGGAGAAAAAAGGAAGGCAGGCAGAAGGGGAAUGAAGCCUUUUCUUCACAUGAGACUCCGCUUGAAGAAGAAUCUGGUCAAAGCAACAAAUGCCAUAAGUGUUUGGUGUGCAAGAAAAGCUUCCGUUGUCAAGCCAGUCUAAAUGCUCACUGGAAAAUCCAUGUGGGGCGGAAACUAGUGGAAUGCUCAGAAUACAGGAAGAAUUAUUUGAAUCAUUCACCACCUGGAAAAGAUUUGAGAACACACAGAGAAGGAAAACAAGUUAGAUGUCCUGAAAACAGCUUUAGUCAGAGCACAGACCUUUUCCCCCGUAAGACAAUGCAAAGAGGGGAGAAACGGUUUCAGUGCUUUGACUGUGGAAAGAGGUUCAACCGCAAUACACACCUUGUCUCCCACAAGAGAAUCCACACAGGGGAAAAGCCCUUCAAAUGCACGGAAUGUGGGAAGAGCUUCAGCCAUAAAGGGACCCUUAUUUCUCAUGAGAGAAUCCACACGAAGGAGAAACCCUUUAAAUGCUCCAAAUGUGGGAAGAGGUUUGGACACAACCCAAGCCUGGUUCGCCAUAUGAAAAUCCACACGGAGGAGAAACCGUUUCCCUGUUCAGAAUGCGGGAAGAGCUUCAGUUACAGCACGCACCUUACCCGCCACAUGCGGAUCCACACCGGAGAGAAGCCGUUUACCUGUCUGGAAUGUGGGAAAAGCUUCACGCAGAGUGCGAACCUGACCUCCCACGUGAGAAUCCACACCGGAGAGAAACCAUUUACCUGUGUGGAAUGCGGAAAAUGCUUUAAUCAGAGCACACACCUUGCUUCCCACAAGAGAAUCCACCAUGAGAAACCAUGCACAUUUCCGGAACAUGGAAAGAGCUUGAGCGAUGGAAGCGGCCUUAGUUCCCAUCAACGACUCCACACAGGGGAGAAGCCGUUUGAAUGCCUGGAAUGUGGAAAGAGCUUCAGUCACAACACAACCCUUGCUACUCAUAUGAGGAUCCACACAGGAGAGAAGCCGUUUAAAUGCCUGGAGUGCGGAAAGAGCUUCCGGGAUAGAAGCAAUUUCAGUUCCCAUCAAAAGAUCCACACCGGCGAGAAACCAUUUAAGUGUUUUGCCUGCGGGAAGGGCUUCAUUCGGAGCACAAACCUGGCUUCCCACAUGAGGAUCCACAGAGAGGAGAAGCCGCCUGCGAGUUUGGAAUGAGGGAUGGGCUUCCGUUGCAGGGUAAACUUUUCCUUUUCCUCAGAGAGUUCAUGGAGAGAAAGAUACUGCCGAGAAGCGCGUGGGAUGCGGAGAGGUCUUUAGGCAGGAAUUGUACCUUGCAUAACAUCUAAGCAUCUCUCCAGCUGAAAAUGAUGCAGAUAUUUCCUCACUAGAAGUUGACAGAUAUUUAAUACCUUGGUGGACAAUAAAAUAAUGUUUUCUGUUGAU
Messenger RNA from Pogona vitticeps (central bearded dragon), 2509 nucleotides. RefSeq lists its product as uncharacterized. Lineage: Eukaryota; Metazoa; Chordata; Lepidosauria; Squamata; Agamidae. Gene Ontology annotation, biological process: regulation of DNA-templated transcription. Gene Ontology annotation, molecular function: DNA-binding transcription factor activity, RNA polymerase II-specific; RNA polymerase II cis-regulatory region sequence-specific DNA binding. The record is from RefSeq and is a predicted model, not a curated record.